GCAAUGCCUGUUCCAGCUCAGCCAUCAUGUUCAGACAAGACUAGUUCAUCCAGCCCAGAAAUGAACAUUUCAAAUCGUGAUGGUUCCGAGACAGAAACAACUUCCGCUAUUCUGGCAUCUGUUAAGGAACAGGAACUGCAGUUCGAAAGACUAACACGAGAACUUGAGGCUGAACGUCAGAUUGUCGCUAGCCAACUGGAAAGAUGCAAGCUUGGAUCAGAAACUGGAAGCUUGAGUAGUAUUAGUUCAACGGAGGAUCAGUUCCGAUGGCAAACACAAGAGGGUCAAAAAGAUAUAGAGGAUGAAUUAACAACUGGCCUUGAACUGGUUGAUUCGUGCAUUAGAUCUUUGCAAGAGUCUGGCAUUCUUGAAUCACAAGAUUUUACAUCCAGUGAACGGCCCAGCCUCCUUUCCCAGAGUGCUCUACAGCUAAAUUCUAAAUCUGAAGGGUCUUUUCAGUAUUCAUCAAGCUACCGUAGCAACCAGACCCUUGCAUUGGGUGAAACAUCAGCAUUGCAGCUCCAGAGUCGCAGCAGUCAAUCCAGAUCUACUAUUCAGAGCUACAGCCAAAACUCAAGUAGCAGAGUAGGUCAUUUAUCUAGUACUGAGCCGUCCCAAUCACAUGCUGCCUCUCACUCAAGAGAAUCCUUUGUGCCAAGCCAUGCGAGUGCUUUUCAUUUGCCUGAUUCUCCUCAUUCUUCAACACUUUUUUAUUCAAGUUCAACUUUGCCAGCACAGAGAGUUAGCUCUCCCUUAUCAAUGCAGCAAGUAGGCUCUCCAACCAAACUCCAGCGAGUGGGCUCCGCAUCAGAAAGUACUGGCUACAAUACCACGCAGAGAAUGUCUUCUCCGAAACAAUCUCCUAAUCGCCUUGCCAAAUCCUACAGUACCAGUUCACCUAUCAACAUAGUUGUAUCAUCAGCAGGUCCUUCUCCGUCAUCUGCACAGGUGACCUCUCCUCCAACCAUCCAGGCUAAUAUAUCUUCUUCUCCUUUACAUCAGCUGAGUUCAGCAAUUGGAUCAUAUGCCACUCUAUCACCAACGAAACGAAUAGUUAUUUCUUCUGAUCAGUACACUAAGCCUUCACAAGAACUGUUUGCCACAGCCACAUUGCAGAGACCUGGCAGUUUAGCAGCAGGAUCUCGAGCAUCGUACACUAGUCAACACAGUCACAUAGCUCCUGAACUGAGGCCAUUACAAUCACCAGAACAUCACAUUGAGCCCAUUUAUGAAGACAGAGUUUAUCAGAAGCCACCAAUGAGAAGUCUAAGCCAAAGUCAUGGAGAUCCAAUACUACCAGCACAUACCACCUCAUAUCUCACAAACACAGCCCCAUCUUCCCCUGGUGUCGACUCCGUACCUUUACAGCGUACAGGCAGCCAACAUUGUUCUCAGAAUGCAACAGGGGCUUUCCAGAGGGCCAGUUACGCUGUAGGCCCUGGCUCCAAUUAUGUAGACCCAUACCGACAGCUGCAGUAUUGUCCAUCCGUUGACUCACCCUACAGUAAAUCGGGGCCAGCUAUACCACCUGAAGGAACGUUAGCCAGGUCUCCAUCUAUUGAUAGCAUUCAGAAAGAUCCAAGAGAAUUUGGCUGGAGAGAUCCAGAACUUCCAGAAGUGAUACAAAUGUUACAACACCAGUUCCCUUCUGUACAGUCUAAUGCAGCUGCUUAUCUGCAACACUUGUGUUUUGGAGAUAAUAAAAUAAAAGGAGAGAUACGAAGACAAGGUGGAAUUCAAUUAUUAGUAGAUCUUCUUGACCAUCGGAUGACAGAUGUUCAUCGGAGUGCCUGUGGAGCACUGAGGAACCUAGUUUAUGGAAAAGCAAAUGAUGAUAACAAAAUUGCACUGAAAAAUUGUGGUGGUAUUCCAGCGUUAGUACGACUACUUCGAAAAGCCACAGAUUUGGAAAUCAGAGAACUAGUAACAGGAGUUUUGUGGAAUCUUUCUUCAUGUGAUGCCCUUAAAAUGCCAAUAAUUCAAGAUGCUCUAGCAGUGUUGACCAGUGCAGUGAUUAUCCCACAUUCUGGGUGGGAAAACUCUAUACUACAGGAUGAUCGCAAAAUACAAUUACAUUCGUCACAGGUGCUGCGCAAUGCCACUGGGUGCCUAAGGAAUGUGAGCUCUGCUGGAGAGGAGGCACGCAGAAGAAUGAGAGAGUGUGAUGGACUGACUGAUGCUUUGCUCUAUGUCAUUCAGUAUGCACUAGGAAGCAGUGAAAUAGACAGUAAGACCGUGGAAAACUGUGUGUGCAUUCUGAGAAACCUUUCCUACCGGCUAGCUGCAGAAACUUCUCAGGGACAGCAAAUUGGAACAGAUGAACUUGAUGGAUUGCUUUGUGGCGAGACCAAUAGCAAAGAUACUGAAAGUUCAGGAUGUUGGGGGAAGAAGAAGAAGAAAAAGAAAUCUUUAGAUCAGUGGGAUGGAGUUGGACCUUUCCCUGAUUGUGCAGACCCACCAAAAGGAAUCCAGAUGUUAUGGCAUCCUUCAAUAGUCAAACCCUACCUCACACUUCUGUCUGAGUGUUCAAACCCAGACACCCUUGAAGGUGCAGCUGGAGCAUUACAAAACUUAGCUGCAGGAAGCUGGAAGUGGUCUAUUUAUAUCAGAGCUGCUGUCCGCAAAGAAAAAGGUCUACCAAUUUUGGUUGAGCUCCUUCGAAUUGAUAAUGAUAGGGUGGUAUGUGCGGUUGCCACUGCUUUAAGAAAUAUGGCCUUAGAUGUGAGAAAUAAAGAACUCAUAGGGAAAUAUGCUAUGCGAGACCUGGUGCACCGUCUUCCUGGUGGAAACAACUGCAACACCCUAACUAGCAAGACAAUGUCUGAUGACACUGUUACUGCUAUCUGCUGUACUCUACAUGAAGUCAUUACUAAGAAUAUGGAGAACGCUAAAGCCCUGCGAGACGCAGGGGGCAUUGAAAAAUUAGUUGCCAUUUCCAAGAGUAAAGGAGACAAGCAUUCCCCUAAAGUAGUGAAAGCAGCAUCUCAAGUCCUAAACAGCAUGUGGCAGUACAGAGACCUCCGAAAUCUUUACAAAAAGCAGGAUUCCCCAGGCUUGAAAGUGAAUGAGGAAAGCGGAUAUUCACCCACCCUUCAAUCUGAGCCAGACAACGCUCUGUAUACUCUCUCCCAGGGCCAAGCGACCAGAAUCAAUUCCCAAAUCCAGGAUGGUUGGUCUCAGUACCACUUCGUAGCAUCUUCAUCAACAAUUGAAAGAGACAGACAGCGACCUUAUUCUUCAUCAAGAACUCCCUCCAUAUCUCCAGUUCGCAUGUCUCCUAACAGAUCAGCAAGUGCCCCUGCAUCCCCUCGGGAAGUAAUCGGCCUGAAAGAAAAAAAAGUGGAAUACGAAACAACAGGAUCAAAUGCUACUUAUAAAGGAGAACAUACUUCUAGGAAAGACACCAUAACAGGUAUAGAACUCAGAGCCUUGAAACCAUAUGCAUGUGAUCUUAUCGUAACAGUUGCAGGUUGGGAAUCUUCUGUGUGA
This is a messenger RNA of Bufo gargarizans (Asiatic toad), 3489 nucleotides long. It is a transcript of the gene CTNND2, whose product is annotated as catenin delta 2. The coding region runs from base 4 to 3489 and encodes 1161 amino acids. Lineage: Eukaryota; Metazoa; Chordata; Amphibia; Anura; Bufonidae. Gene Ontology annotation, biological process: dendritic spine morphogenesis; cell-cell adhesion; cell-cell junction assembly. The transcript is spliced from 20 exons. Gene Ontology annotation, cellular component: adherens junction; cytoplasm; postsynaptic density. The record is from RefSeq and is a predicted model, not a curated record. Gene Ontology annotation, molecular function: cadherin binding.